Molecule: messenger RNA, 2220 nt
Organism: Fraxinus pennsylvanica
Lineage: Eukaryota; Viridiplantae; Streptophyta; Magnoliopsida; Lamiales; Oleaceae
Source: the annotation of a GenBank genome assembly
AUGAAGAGCAGAAGAAGAGUUGAAGGCCAAGACAAGAGAAAAUACAUUGGAAUGGAGAAGAGGAGUCAUCAAGAAGACGGCAAGGAAGCAUUGUUAAUUUCUAACAAAUGUAUAGUUCCAAUAGAUGGAUACAAAGAUGCAUGGGUUUUGCAGUCAUAUAUUGUGUACUUGGGAGGACAUUCACAUGGUUCAGAAGUAACUUCUGCUGACCUUCACCGGGUCGAAGAAUUCCAUCAUGAGUUUCUAGGUUCAUUCUUGGGAAGUACAGAGAAGGCCAAGGAUGCGAUAAUUUAUUCGUAUAAGAGACAUAUCAAUGGUUUUGCCGCGGUUCUUGAAGAGGAAGAUGCAUCAGAAAUAGCAAGCGUAUGGCCUGAAUCAGAAAGCUUUAAUGGCAAAGGAUUCGGCCCCAUUCCUUCUAAAUGGAAAGGAAUCUGUCAACUUGAUGGCAACGUUGGAGCCCCUUGCAACAGGAAACUGAUUGGAGCUAGGUACUUCAAUAAAGGCUAUGUUGCGUAUGGAGGCAAAGUUAGUUCUUCGAAGAACACUGCACGCGACUAUGAUGGACAUGGCACCCAUACACUAUCCACUGCUGCUGGAAACUUCGUCCCAGGAGCAAAUAUAUUUGGUGUGGGAAAUGGAACAGCAAAAGGUGGUUCUCCAAAAGCUCGAGCUGCUGCUUACAAAGUAUGCUGGCCUCCAAUCAAUGGCUCAGAAUGCCUUUUUUCUGAUAUAAUAGAAGGCUUUGAUAUGGCAAUGCAUGAUGGCGUAAAUGUGCUUUCAGUCUCUCUCGGUGGAGAUGCUGUAGACUAUUUCGAAGAUGGCAUAGCCAUCGCGUCGUUUCAUGCUGUAAAGAAGGGAAUCGUAGUCGUAGCUUCUGCUGGAAAUUCCGGUCCAGCCCCUGGAUCUGUGUCAAAUAUUGCACCGUGGCUUCUAACUGUUGGAGCAAGCACCAUUGAUCGAGAGUUCCAAGCUAACGUUAAGCUGAGUAAUGGAAUGAUCCUAGAGGGGACGAGCCUUUCUAAAUCAUUGCCAAAUGAUAAAUAUUAUCCAAUUAUUAGUGCUGAAAAAGCUAAGGCUGCCAAUGCAUCUGCUCUCGACGCGAUACUAUGCCAAGAAGGAGCAUUAGAACCCAAGAAGGUGAAGGGUAAGAUACUGGUCUGCCUUCGGGGGGAAAAUGCUCGAGUCGACAAAGGUGAACAGGCUUUAGUAGCUGGUGCUGUAGGGAUGAUUCUAUGUAACGACGAGGCAAGUGGUAAUGAACUUAUGGCUGAUCCUCAUGUUCUUCCGGCUACACAAAUCAAUUACACAGAUGGCCUUGCCGUCUUUGCCUACGUCAAGUCGACAAAGCAUCCAAAAGGGCUAAUUACAGCUCCAAGGGAAAUAUUGAACAAAAAGCCUGCUCCAUUUAUGGCCUCAUUCUCGUCUCAGGGGCCUAAUCCAGUUACUCCAGAAAUUCUCAAGCCGGAUAUUACCGCGCCAGGGGUGAAUAUCGUUGCUGCAUACUCCGAAGGAGUAAGCCCUACAGGAGAAGAAUUUGAUAAACGCACGACUCCCUUUAAUACAGAAUCCGGGACCUCAAUGUCAUGCCCUCAUGUUUCCGGGGUAGUAGGCUUACUUAAGUCGCUCCACCCUGACUGGAGUCCAGCAGCAAUAAAAUCUGCAAUUAUGACAACCGCAAGAACACGAGACAACACGAGGCAUCCAAUGCUCGAUUCAACUUAUGAGAAAGCUACACCUUUCGGAUAUGGUUCUGGACACAUACGACCAAACCGUGCCAUGGAUCCUGGAUUGGUUUACGACUUGGAUGUCAACGAUUAUCUAGAUUUCCUGUGUGGCAUUGGUUAUAACGAAACAAUGAUUCGUACAUUCUCAGACGGGGAUUAUGAAUGUCCAAAGGAGUAUGAAAUCACAAACUUCAACAACCCCUCUAUAACAAUCCCGAGUCUCGAUGGAUCACAAACAGUGACAAGAAAACUGAAAAAUGUUGGCAAACCGGGUAUCUAUACUGCUCGUAUUCGACAACCACCAGGAUUUUCGGUUUCUUUAGAACCAAAAUCUCUCAAGUUUGAGAAAAUUGGUGAAGAAAAGACUUUUAAGUUGAUUAUUGAAGAAGAAGAAGAAAGAACUUCUACCGAUUAUGUGUUUGGAGAGUUGUUAUGGUCUGAUGGAAAGCAUUAUGUGAGGAGUCCAAUAGUAGUUGCUUCUUCUGGAGGUUCAUAA